Molecule: messenger RNA, 6500 nt
Organism: Nematostella vectensis (starlet sea anemone)
Lineage: Eukaryota; Metazoa; Cnidaria; Anthozoa; Actiniaria; Edwardsiidae
Product: DNA replication ATP-dependent helicase/nuclease DNA2
Exons: 21
Coding region: 223-5091 (1622 amino acids)
Biological process (GO): replication fork reversal
Cellular component (GO): cytoplasm
Molecular function (GO): single-stranded DNA helicase activity; 5'-flap endonuclease activity
Source: RefSeq, a predicted model, not a curated record
AAAGCAUAUUUCAGCGAAUUUUAAAAUUUCUUGAAUUUUUGACGACAACUUGUUGUCCUCCUGCCCUUGCACUACAAACUUUGGGUUUCCUGUGCUCUCUGUCUUUUCAAGAUGGCGGCUUUUGGCGGGAGAUUUAGUUGUCUUUUGAUUUUCGUACACGAUCUAAAAAAUACAGCCAAAUGCAGCUCUUUGUGUCUACUUCUCUGGCUCCGGUAGUCUAUCAUGAGUAGAAUAAACAAAUCACGUUUGCAAAAAGGACGCGGAAAGUCUAACAAUGGCAAAUCCGAGGAGAAAAGCACGAGUAAUCAGCAGUCCAUCACUGGAUACUUCAGCAAGGGUGAACCUGCCAACCAGCUAUUUUCUACUUUUGGCUCAGCCAGAAAAAGUGUUGAGAGAAAAAGCUUGAAAUUGAAGAAAGACAAACCAAGAAAGCAGGAUGCAAAGCCCAAAGAUGGGCAGGAUAGCAGCAGUGGCAAGGAGCGUAAUGGUAAAAAUGACUCACAGAUGACUAACCAAACAAGAGUUUUGAAACAAUGUGAAAGCAAUGAUGAUGCAAAGAAUAUAACUUAUGCCUAUAAAUCUGCCAAGGGAGAUGUUGCUCUAGAGCCGAGAUUCAAAACGCCUUUCAGCACAAAAAGUAUAGUACAAAAGAUCACAGAAGUUAUAAACCUUGAAGAUUCAGAUGAUGAUAUUAUUCCCCCAACCCCCUCCCCUGGGGCAUGCCACAGUGUUCUUGCUAUCAGAGGAGAACAAGCCAAAUCACUGGCAAUCAAAGGCUUUACCCAAAUAAAACCGAGCAAUGAGAGGACUGGGGGAAAUGAAGUUAAGAAAAAACCUCUGUCACCAAAAAAUGACAAGACCAAAAAUAUGACACAGAGAAAGACUUUUCAAUCGUCCUCAACUCGCAAGCUUUCCUUUGAAAACAAGACAAAAGAUUUAUCUAAAGUAAAAUUUGGUGAAACUUCUACAAAUAAAUUAGAUGAACAGCCAUCUAAGAAAUUAAACAACAUAUCAGAAGGACUUUUAACAGAACAGACGAAGAAAACUUCUGUCAAACUAUGCUUUGAGAACAAUUCAAACAACACAGGAAUUAAUACAUGUUCUGUACGAGAAGACACUCAAGAAAUAACAGUCCUGGCCCCUGCCAAGAUAAGUAAAUCCAAGAUUACGUCACUCAAGAGGAGAGCUUCUAAAGGAGGGACUUCCCCAGCUAAAAAAAGACAGAAUACUUCUUCUUCCCCGUCCAUUGCUACAAAGGAAAAUGUUAAAAGCAACCUUUUCUUUGGUCAACUUGAUGAAUCAUCAAUGAGCCCAACAUCAGUAAGUUAUUCUAUUGACAUGGACAUUGCACAGUGUUAUGGGGUCAGUAUGAUGAAUCAAGAGAUGGGAAGCGAUAAACAGCCAGGCAUUGCCUGCAAUAGUGCAGAGGAAAGCACAGAGACUAGUAAGCCAUUAGACCUUGGGGAUAUCUCUUUUGGGGAUGACGAUUUCUGGGAAGGAGAACAUGGUGCUACACAGUUGUCCAGUUCAUUAUCCAGUAGGAAGAAAGAAGUUGAUGGAGGAAGUUACGAAAGAAAGAAGAUAGUAGACCUUGCCCUUCUGACCCCAACUAAACUCAAUACAACUGUCAAUGAUCAGGCCACACCAGGGAAAGAACCAUCACAUUGUGUUCAGCAGGGUUUUACAACACCUGUAAAAUCAUUGUUGGAGACCUCUAAAGACAGUCUUAUGGAUGGGAUAGAAUUGGGUGGACUGCUGGAUGGAGUGGAAUGGUCACCAAUUGGUAAAAUGCCAGGAAGUGCUGCUAAAAGCAUACAGUCCAAAUCCAGCCCAUACUCUCCCUACACCACCCCCUACAGUAGACUUCUUGUCCUGGAAGUGUACCGUCGAGAGAUGGUAGGGGACACAGCGCGGUAUGGAAGAAGCCUGUCUGAGAAGGUGCUACGCGUGUUUGAGGAGACGGUGAGCCAUGAGAAAUAUGUGUACCUGAGAGAAGACUGGGAAGGAACAGAUGUGGAGCCUGGAGAUAUAGUACAUGUCACAGGUGUUUUUGACAUCAAUUCUGGAGUCUGCAUCCUGGAUAACACAGCUAACAACUACAUCAUUGUUCACCCUGACACACUCAUCUCCGGGACAACCAUUGCAGGAGCAACACGCUGCUUGCGUAGGAGCAUACUAAAUGAACGGUUCAGGACAGAAGAUGCGAAUGAGGCCAUGCUGAUGGGUACACUAUUGCAUGACUUGUUUGACAGAGCCAUGAAGUCCAACGAUUUCUCACAUGAUGCCUUGCUCUGUGCUGUGCAAGGAUUGCUGGAACAGUUCACAUAUUUGGAUGGAUUUUAUGGGCUUGGAAUGACAGAGUGCGAUGCACUAAACAAGGUGAAGGAGUUGUUGCCUGCCUUUAGUGAGUGGGCGUGGCGCUAUGUGUGUGAUCUUCCCGACCCUGAUCUGAGUACCAUGGAUUAUAAGGAUGGAUCAUGUGACACAGGAGGCACUGAGAUGCCGAGCGUGUGUGUGUCACAGCUCAGGGACAUCGAAGAGAAUGUCUGGUCUCCAAGGUUUGGAUUGAAAGGUAAGGUUGAUGCCACUGUGGAGGUUAAAAUUGACCGCCGCCCCAUGAGCAGGAGACAUCGCCCAGGCAUGGAUAAUCAUCUGACCACAGCUUCAGUACCACUUGAGCUCAAGACUGGCAAACUCUUUUCUAAGCUUGGAUCUGUGGAGCACCGUGCGCAGGUUAUCCUCUACACACUGUUGCUAAGCGACCGCUACCGUCACGGAAUUGACACGGGCCUGUUGUAUUACAUGAAGUCUGGUCACACAAUAGGCGUCCCUGCUCUGCUACACGAGAAGCGUGCGCUGAUCAUGAGACGGAAUGAGGUGGCGCGUUAUCUGACCCUGAGUAGGGCUGGGGGUGGACGGACCAUGCCUGCCAUGCUGCAGGACCCUCACACGUGCAAACGCUGCUCACAAGCACAGAACUGCUCAGUUUUCCACAAGUCGCUGGAAAGUGGCGAUCACGUGACCAGUGGCAUGGGCGACCUCUUCCAUGAGCUGACCAGUCACGUGUCCCCAACACACUGCGAGUUCUUCGCUGAUUGGUUCAAGCUUGUGUGCCUUGAAGGCCAGGUCAUACUACAGUCAGGGAGAUCAAGCCAGCACAGCAUAUGGACGAUAAAUGCCUGGGACCGAGAGAAACUUGGUCAGUGCUUUAGCGGUAUGGUGCUGGACUCCACUGUACCAGAGCAUCAUGGGAAAUAUAUUCAUCGGUUCGAGCGGUCAGUUGAUCACCCGUCCGAGGUCUCUUUGGUUGAUGUGCCGAUCACCGUUGGGGAGAGACUGGUAGUAAGCGAAGAGCAUUGCAACCUGAUUGCCGUAGCAUCAGGAUAUUUGCGGAGUGUGACAGAGGAGGCGGUUGAAAUCACCCUUGACAGAAACCUCGCACACUGCUGUAAAGGUACUCCCUAUGAGGGACGCUCGCUCGUGUUUCGUCUCGACAAAGACGAAGGCUACAGCUCGCUGACAACACUUUGGUCAAACGUCGCCAAACUCUUCAACAAGGACUCGGAAAGGGACGCGAGGCUUCGCCGGAUGGUUAUCGAUUUUGAGCCUCCCGUGUUCUCACGCAGUCGGCAAGCGCUCAUCAAUUUCAGCAGCCAGUCGUCUGGUAGCAGUCAAUCGUCGGCUGGCUUCGUAUUGACGGAUACAGAGACGUCACAAGAAACAUGUUCAUCAUACCAGGACACGACAGUGCACACCAUCAUUCAGGAGUUGAACGCUGGCCAAAAGCGCGCCGUGUGCAAAGCACUGACCGCCGAGGACUACGCCCUUAUCCUCGGCAUGCCCGGGACUGGGAAGACGACCACGAUCGCUUGCCUGGUUAAAGUGCUGAUCGCGAGUGGCAAAAGUGUGCUGCUCACCAGCUAUACGCAUACCGCCGUGGACAACAUACUACUCAAGCUUAAAGAGGCGGGUGUGGACUUCCUUCGGCUUGGCCAAGCUCACAAGGUUUUACCUGAGAUCCAGCCUUACACAGUGGGCGUGGCAGGCUCACAUGUCAAGACGGUAAACGAGCUUAGAGCAUUCUACGACUCGAAGUCUGUGGUGGCGACCACGUGUCUUGGGGUUAACCACGCGCUAUUCACGCAGCGCUCGUUCGAUUACUGCAUCGUGGACGAAGCGUCUCAGAUCACGCAACCGGUCUGUCUCGGCCCGCUCCGUCACGCGAGGGUCUUCGUGCUGGUAGGAGACCAUUACCAGUUACCCCCACUUGUCCAGAGCCUACAAGCCAGGGAGGGAGGUAUGGAUGUCAGCUUGUUUAAGCGCCUAUCAGAGCGCCACCCUCAGGCCGUAGUGAGCCUAGAACACCAAUACCGCAUGCACAAGGAUAUCAUGACCCUUUCCAACACCCUGAUCUAUGGCGACCGACUCAAGUGUGGCACCCCUCAAGUGGCCAACGCCCUGCUCGACAUCCCGCACUGGGAUGAGCUGUGUGUCUGGCUGCGCACGCAUGCUUCUCAAGCUGAUGACAACUGGUUAAUUCAAGCACUGGAUCCCUGUUACCCCGUGGUGUUUCUGAACACGGACAAAGUACCCGCGUUAGAAACACAUUCCGGGAGCCUGGUGUCUAAUGAGCGAGAAGCCAUUCUUGUGCAGCAACUGACAUGCGCACUGAGACGCGGUGGAGUAGAGCCUGGGUCGAUUGGGAUCAUUUCUCCUUACAGACAUCAACUGAAGCUCAUCAGGCAACUGCUGAAUGACGUCCCGCGGGAAUCCCUCGAGGAGAUCGAGAUCAACACAGUCGACAAAUACCAGGGGCGCGACAAGGGCUGUAUUCUAGUCUCCCUAGUCCGCAGUAACGACGCUGCCAAUGUUGGCGAACUGCUGAAGGACUGGCGCCGAGUCAACGUGGCCGUGUCACGUGCUAAGCGCAAGCUGAUUCUGAUAGGCUCGCUGUCAACCCUGAAAGCAAGUCUUCUGUUGCGCGAGUUACUUGAUGUUCUGGUGAAGAAUAAGUGGGUGAAGGAUUUGCCGUCACACGCGCACACUGUGAAUGAAAGCUUGUCUGCCGGUGACAGCAAGCAGUCACAGUAAACAAUACCCACACUUUGAAUGAACGCUUGUUUGCCGGUGAGAACACGCAGUCACAGUAAACACUACCCACACUUUGAAUGAACGCUUGUCUGCCGGUGACAGCACGCAAUUAGAGUAAACACUACCCACACUGUGAAUGAACGCUUGACUGCCGGUGAAAACACGCAGUCACAGUGAACAAUACCCACACUGUGAAUGAACGCUUGUCUGCCGGUGACAGCACGCAGUCACAGUGAACACUACCCACACUAUGAAUGAAAGCUUGUCUGCCGGUGACAGCACGCAAUUAGAGUAAACACUACCCACACUGUGAAUGAACGCUUGUCUGCCGGUGAAAGCACGCAGUCACAUUAAACACUACCCACACUAUGAAUGAAAGCUUGUCUGCCGGUGACAGCACGCAAUUAGAGUAAACACUACCCACACUGUGAAUGAACGCUUGUCUGCCGGUGAAAACACGCAGUCACAGUAAACAAUACCCACACUGUGAAUGAAAGCUUGUCUGCCGGUGAAAGCACGCAAUUACAGUAAACAGUACCCACACUGUGAAUGAACGCUUGUCUGCCGGUGAAAGCACGCAGUCACAUUAAACACUACCCACACUAUGAAUGAAAGCUUGUCUGCCGGUGACAGCACGCAAUUAGAGUAAACACUACCCACACUGUGAAUGAACGCUUGUCUGCCGGUGAAAACACGCAGUCACAGUAAACAAUACCCACACUGUGAAUGAAAGCUUGUCUGCCGGUGAAAGCACGCAAUUACAGUAAACAGUACCCACACUGUGAAUGAACGCUUGUCUGCCGGUGAGAACACGCAGUCACAGUAAACACUACCCACACUAUGAAUGAAAGCUUGUCUGCCGGUGACAGCACGCAAUUAGAGUAAACACUACCCACACUGUGAAUGAACGCUUGUCUGCCGGUGAGAACACGCAGUCACAGUAAACACUACCCACACUGUGAAUGGACGCUUUUUUGCCGGUGAGAACACGCAGUUACAAUGUAGUGCACACUUACAUACGCUCUACUAUCGUCUACAAUAUGUCCUCAUACAAAGCCAUUUGCAAUGUGACGCGCGCUACCGUGGCCACCUUGACAGUUUAGGGGGAAGUAGGCAAAUCAGGAUGGGAGAAGCGUACUAUUUAAUACCACGCGCGCUACCGUGGCCACCUUGACAGUUUAGGGGGCAGUAAGCCAAUAGGGAUGGAGAAACAAUUUGAUUGACAUAAACUUCCCUACCAAAACAAUCUGUCCAAUAUUACAGCUUAUGUGUACAAUAUUUGUGAAAGCUUUUUGUAAUCGUGACAAAUUUUGUAUUGAUUUCGAGCACUGAACGAAAUCUACAACUCCUGUUUAUAUGUACAUGGUUUUGCAAAGAACUGUUCCAUGUGUUGAUAUAUAUAGCUCAUG